GCGGAAAUGCGCUUAGGGGGCGCCCCCGGUGGCGGAGACCCCCUAGCGAUGGGUGGCGGGAACGAUUAUGCCGAACUGUGCGACCUGGGCCCGUCCCGGUGGAGCUCCAGGAGCGGCUACCAGCAGGUCUCGCCGCCGGUCAAUUCGAUCUACCACCACACUGGCGGCAGUAUUGCUGGUGUCGGCGGCGGCGGCGUCGGUGGAUCCAUGACCGGUGGUGGCCCCAGCAGCGGAGUCGGUGUCGGUCACGGGAGCCUUGGCGGGGGCAGCUCCGGUGUAGGAGGCCAUGGUUCGGGCGGUGGCCACGGGACCACACUCCGCUCGAACAGCUUCGAAGCCGAGGAUGUGAUCGGCCCGUACGGCAGCACCCGGAUAGGCAACAGCACAAGCUCCCUGCGAGGACGUUCAGGUUUAUAUUAUUCACCACCCGGUACUUCAUAUACAAUAGUAGAAAGAGAAAGACCACACUCUCCUCAUUAUUAUUAUAACACAGCCGGUGUCCCUUCCAAAGGAGGUUCAUUGCCAAGUAGAAGUAGUUAUUUAGACUCAGCUAGUUUAGGUGUUUCAACUGGUGCAGGUACAGUUCCAAAUUCUACCAGACAUAAUGGUAAGAAGCGACCUAUCUCACCAGAGCAGGUCCUAAGAAUGUUUAACACAACAAGUUCGUCUUCUUCAGUUCCUACUAGUUAUCAUAGUAAUGGCACGCGAGAUCGAGGCCGUCGCAGUCCUGCCAGCAGUCCGCCUUCUACUACCCACCAGAUCUAUCGUGAUCGGGAACGGGAUCGUAAUAUACCGAGUAUUCACUCACUGACGACGCGCACGGUGAACAUGUCACGUGACCAGCAAACCGAAGCUAGUCACGGGUUCGGCAUCUGCGUCAAAGGAGGCAAGGAUUCAGGUGAGUGUGUUGGCGUGUACAUAUCGCGGAUAGAGGAAGGUUCGCUAGCGGAACGGGCCGGUUUGAGGCCCGGCGACACGAUACUGGAAGUGAACGGGACACCGUUCACGUCCAUCAACCACGAGGAAGCGCUCAAGAGAUGUGUGCAGAUCCUGAAAUCGUCGCGCCAAAUCAGCAUGACGGUCCGGGCACCUCCGUCGGCGGCGACUUCGAUGAUCAACUCUACCGCCCCGCUGCACGGGUUCGGUCCCCCUCCGAGCGUGGUUGGCAGCACCAGCCGACUGGCAGCUGCCGUCGCCGAUCCGCUGGGGGGUCCCUCGCUUGUCGGUGUCGGCCCCGGAUCCACCGUCGGUUCGGUCGGAGGAGGCCCGGUCGGAGUUUACCCACCACCACCGAACCGGCAAACGUGCUCUUGGAUGGACCGCCAGGGGCGACCUGCUUCGCCACCGUACGAUUACGGUGGCCGUCGGCCGGAACGAAGGGAUCGAGUUCGGCGAGUUGACCUAGUGAUAGAACCCGGCCAAUCCCUCGGACUGAUGAUACGGGGUGGUGUGGAGUAUGGUUUGGGAAUUUUUAUCACCGGCGUCGACAAGGAUAGCGUUGCGGACCGGGCCGGACUGAUGGUCGGUGAUCAGAUCCUAGAGGUGAAUAAUCAAUCAUUCAUGGAUGUGACCCAUGACGAGGCUGUUAGUCAAUUCAAGUUCCACAAGCGGAUGUCGCUGCUGGUGCGGGACGUCGGAAAAGUGCCACACUCGUGUACCACCGUUGAGCCAGAACCGUGGGAUGCCUACAGUCCGACCGGAGCGAGAACCCGCCGGAAAUGUCCGGUGUCAGCGAUGGUGGAAGAAAAAGCCAGAUCCCUAUUACCUCGUCAUCAUUUUGCUAACCUAUCGUAUUAUAUAGCGGAAUAUGGUGCUAGAGGAAUGACCAUAGAGGCCUUCGUAUCUGUUUUAUUAGAAAUGUUAGAUACACCCGAAAAGCAUACUUUAGUGACAGAAAUAAGAGAAUUAAUUUUUCCUGAAGAUAGAACGCGGUACGACGAACUUGUAUAUAGGAGAGGGAGAGACAUUUACGGUGAUCCACUAGAUAGGCAUAGGAGAAAAGAUCAUUUACCUCAUUCGCAUGACCUACCGGUAAGUACUGGAACCUAAUGUUACAAUUCGGCUUGAAAUAUUCAUUAGCAAAUGACAGAAAGCAACACCGUGAGAAAGGAUACUGAACUUCGAUUUGAUGCGAUAUUUUUUAAAGAGUUUGUUGUCCUCCUCACAUCACACCAAUUUCGUUCACACUUACUGUUUCAACUUAGAGGUAGAUUACACAAUUGGUACUUAGAUUGCGGCUAGUUUGACAAAUUUAGGAGAGAAUCGAAACCGACUGAAGCAGUAAUUGGUACGACUUCGGAAUUAAUUUCCGCUUCACAAUUUAUCUCAAUCUGCUUCAAAGUUUGCUUCCAUAAUUCACAAUUUUACGCUCAUAUUUCGCGUUUUCUAUUUUACUUUAAUUUUUCCGAUGACAAAAAACAAUUUCGCCUUAUAAAAUCGCAUGAAUUAUUUGACACUUGACACUUUCAGCUUAUAUCACACUUAUGACACUUAAUAAUCCGUCGAGUCGCUGCUCGAUUCAAGGUAUCCGAAAGUUGAAAUUUUAAAUGCAAUAUCACACCUACACGUUGUUUAGAUUAAUACUCAUAAGCAGGCUAUCUUUGCCGGAACAGGUACUUGUCUUUCAUGUCGUUUGUCAAUUAAAACUAAGCGCACUUGAAAUCGAUAGUGCUUUCGAAUACUCGAGAAUUACUUACUUUAAAUAGUUUCAUCGAUUGUCUACCGACUGGGGAACAGAAGUGGGUCACGCGAUUGGCAUUUACGAUCGUUUCAGGUAAACUUUGGAAAUUGUUCAGAUUUGAGCCAUUGAUCCAACGGUUUGCGAACUCUGAAGUGG
Topomyia yanbarensis is the source of this 2836-nucleotide messenger RNA. It is a transcript of the gene dysc, whose product is annotated as whirlin. The transcript is spliced from 10 exons. Gene Ontology annotation, cellular component: cilium; stereocilium tip; stereocilia ankle link complex. Gene Ontology annotation, molecular function: protein binding. Lineage: Eukaryota; Metazoa; Arthropoda; Insecta; Diptera; Culicidae. The record is from RefSeq and is a predicted model, not a curated record. The coding region runs from base 7 to 2049 and encodes 680 amino acids.